Molecule: messenger RNA, 714 nt
Organism: Acanthosepion pharaonis
Lineage: Eukaryota; Metazoa; Mollusca; Cephalopoda; Sepiida; Sepiidae
Source: the annotation of a GenBank genome assembly
AUGGUCCCCAGUGACCCUAUACGCUACAUCUAUGAUGAGAAGAACCAUGCCAUCCCCUACAACAAGGACAUGCCACUGAUAUUUAUCGGUGGAAUGCCUCGGAGUGGGACCACACUCAUGCGGGCAAUGCUCGACGCACACCCCUUGGUACGGUGCGGCGAAGAGACCCGCGUGAUCCCUAGGAUCCUUGCGAUGCGUUUUCAGUGGGAAAAAUCUGCCGUGGAAAAGAAGCGACUAAUGGAAGCUGGGAUGACAUCAGAGGUCAUCGACUCGGCCAUUUCGGCUUUUAUCCUCGAGGUUAUUGCCAAGCAUGGGGAGGCUGCACCCCGCUUGUGUAAUAAGGAUCCGUUUACUUUGAAGUCGAGUAUCUACCUGAAACAACUUUUCCCAAAUGCUCGUUUUCUCUUACUUAUACGUGACGGAAGAGCCGUUGUCCAUUCCAUUAUUACGCGUAAGGUGACCAUUACUGGUUUCGACCUGACCAGUUAUAGUAAAUGCCUGAAGAAGUGGAACCAAGCAAUGGAAUCUAUGUAUUCACAGUGCGUGCAAGUCGGACCCAGCAGGUGCAUGCCUGUCUAUUAUGAAAAACUUGUUCUACAUCCAGAGUUCUGGAUGCGGAAGAUUCUGGAUUUCUUAGACUUAGAAUGGGAUGAUAGGGUUUUACAUCAUGAAGAGUAUAUCGGGAAACCAGGAGGAAUAUCCAUAUCAAAGUAA